UAUUUGUAAUUGCGCAGCUGCAAAAUAAUCAAUAAUUUUAAAAAAAGCAAAAAAAACAAAGAAGAGGUGGGUCCCCAACCACCAAUUGCGGCCCAUUUGGCCCACCUUCCUCUUCUCUCUCUGUCCCUCUGCUUUGUCCGAAAACCAAAAAUAAUCAAAAGCAUCAUCAUUUAAAAAAAAAAGAAAAAGAAAGGAGAGGAGAGGGCACAAAUACCACAGUGACUCUCUGCAUUGCAAUCUCAUCCCUACCAAAAUCAUGGCGGAUAAGGGUCGACCAUUGCCAAAGUUUGGUGAAUGGGAUGUCAAUGACCCUUCAUCAGCUGAGGGAUUUACAGUUAUCUUCAACAAGGCUAGAAAUGAGAAAAAGACAGGUGGGAAGGUUGAGUCACCUGGGAGAAAUGACGCCACAUAUAAGCAAGGGGAUGUUCUUGGAAAGCCUCAAUCUAAAAAAUGGUUUUGCUGCAUACAAGCUGCUCAGGUAGAUUAAUGAGGUGGCUCUUACAGCAUUAAGAGCUUCCAAAAGAUUUAUCUACAGCAAGCCCUUACGAAUGAUCCAGAAGACUGGAGCUGUUUCAGAAGCUAUGAUAGGUCCUGCUGGAAUCUUUUUUGUUUGCCACUGUGAGCUUUGAUGAUGAUCUGGGCUUGUAAUGAGAGAACAAUGUUGUUUUAUAUUAUGUGCUCUGAUGGCUUGUUACUUCAUUUUUUGCUCCCUACUUUAUUUAGGUAUGUUAGGGGUUGACGCUAUUGUGUGUGCCAUUACAUCUCUGUAUUGUUUUUGAGUUGAUAUGAUUUUCUUGUGUGUAACUUCAUAUUUAUGCUUAAUGAAGCUCACCCAUUUCUCUUGUUGUGUCCCA
Molecule: messenger RNA, 854 nt
Organism: Durio zibethinus
Lineage: Eukaryota; Viridiplantae; Streptophyta; Magnoliopsida; Malvales; Malvaceae
Product: protein NOI4-like
Cellular component (GO): plasma membrane
Source: RefSeq, a predicted model, not a curated record